Morus notabilis is the source of this 1641-nucleotide messenger RNA. RefSeq lists its product as uncharacterized. The transcript is spliced from 2 exons. Lineage: Eukaryota; Viridiplantae; Streptophyta; Magnoliopsida; Rosales; Moraceae. Gene Ontology annotation, biological process: DNA integration. The coding region runs from base 1 to 1641 and encodes 546 amino acids. The record is from RefSeq and is a predicted model, not a curated record. Gene Ontology annotation, molecular function: nucleic acid binding.
AUGUUCGGCAUAUUGAGAAAAUACCGCAUGAAACUUAAUCCCCAGAAAUGCGCCUUCGGAGUCGGGUCGGGAAAGUUUCUCGGGUUUAUGGUCAGUAAUCGCAGAAUUGAGGCCAACCCUGAGAAGAUCAAAGCUCUGCAAGAUAUGCGAUCACCAACAAAACCAAAAGAGGUGCAAAGAUUGACAGGUUGUGUCGCCACCUUAAAUAGAUUCAUAUCAAAAGCCACUGACAAGUGUGUCCCCUUCUUCGACGCUUUGAGAGGAAACAAACACUUCGAAUGGACGCCACAGUGCGAGGAGGCCUUCCAAAAACUGAAGGAGCAUUUGGACAAACCUCCAAUUUUGUCAAAACCAAACAAUGACGAAGAGCUCAGCCUAUACAUCUCCGUAUCCCAACAUGCCGUGAGCUCCGUACUAAUAAAGGAAGAAGGGAAGGUACAAUUGCCAAUCUACUAUGUGAGUAAAAGACUCCUUGUCGCCGAGUCGAGAUAUAGCGAAAUGGAACGUCUAGCCAUCGCUUUAAUGAUAGCUUCGAGAAAGCUUCGGCACUACUUCCAAUCCCACACGAUACGAGUUCUCACAAACCACCCGUUAAGACAGGCCUUACAAAAGCCGGAAACAUCCGGACGGCUCCUCAAAUGGUCGGUAGAACUGAGCCAGUUUGAUAUAAAAUACAUGCCGAGAACCGCUAUUAAAGGUCAAGCGCUCGCCGACUUUCUGGCUGAAUUCUCUCACAGGCCAACCUACACCCCAUCUGAAGAAACCGAGAUUGCAAGAUGGAAGCUUUACGUGGAUGGGGCUCCAUGGCCCUUCGCCAAGUGGGGGAUUGACCUGAUCGGGCCAUUACAUCCUGCACCUGGGGGGUUGAAAUUCGCGAUCGUUGCGGUAGACUAUUACACGAAGUGGGCAGAGGCCAAGGCCCUAACCACUACCACGGAAGCAGCCUGCACCAAAUUCAUGUGGGACCACAUCGUAUGCAGGUUUGGGGUUCCUCACUCGAUAGUAUCCGACAACGGGAAGCAAUUUGACAACGCCGCGACACGCAGAUUUUGCGACGGUUUGGGCAUCCGAAAAGACUUCUCGGCACCAAUCCAUCCACAGUCAAAUGGGCAAGUCGAGGCCAUCAAUAAAAUUCUCAAGUAUACCCUAAAGAAGAGACUCGAUGACCUAAAAGGGAGAUGGGCCGAGGAGCUUUCCAAGGUUUUAUGGGCAUAUAGAACAACAAGCCGAACUACGACAGGAGAAACGCCUUUUCUCCAUGGCUACGGCGUCGAGACGGUACUCCCCGUAGAAAUUGAAACGCCAACCCUAAGAACUGUUGUCCACAACGACGAGGAUAACGCGGAGGGCAUGAACGGAGAACUCGAUUUACUGGAAGAAAAGCGACUCAACUCCCAAUUACGUCUCGUCGCUUAUCAGCAACGGACGGCACGAUAUUAUAAUAAGAAAGUCCGGCAAAGAAGGUUCACCCCAGGAGACCUAGUGUUAAAAAGGGUGACACAAAGCACAAAACCCAAGAAUACUGGUCCCUUGGGCCUGACUUGGGAAGGACCCCUAUCGCAUAAGGAAAGUACUACGACCUGGCACUUACGUAUUAGAAAACCUCGACGGCAAAAAGGUUCAACACCCGUGGAAUGCUGA